GAACCUAGAUGUGGAGCAGGAAUUUGAGGAUGUGAUCUUUGUGAUGCGGUGCAGACCUUUGAGAAUGUAUGAGUGGAAAGUGUAUUAAAACGCCCGCGAUCAUCACGCGUUCAUCUGCUGCGACAGUCCACCUGGGAUGGGCCUGAUUUGUUCCCGACCUUAGCAGGCGAACCCCAGGACGAGGCGGUGCCGGAAUGGGAGGGCGCCCCGAAGCCAAUCUGCUGGACGUGGGGGCAAACUGAAGAGUGUUGAAGAGGGUGUUUAAAAUUCAAAGGUCAUAGGUCAGUGUAGAAAGGAGUUGUGGGAUCCAAAGUCGGAGGGGUGCUAACUCAGGUAGAGACUGAAUACUCAAGGGAUAGAUUUGUGGGCGAGGGGUUUGGAAAGAGAAGCAGCAGCAAGGUGCCGGGCGUGGAGCCCGGGAGAGUAGGGAACUUGAGAGGAGAGAAGGGGAAAGAGAUCUCCUGAAAAUCCAUUCCUAGACUUCAGGCCGGUCACAUUCAGUCAUUUAGCUGAGCCUCCCAGAGUUGCAACCCUAGCUUCUCCUCAGGGUAUCAAAAAUGGCUUCACCCUCCAGACAACCCCCGCUGGGGGGUUCAGGACUGCUUCACGGGAGCCGGGCUCGUUCUUACGGAAGCCUGGUUCAAUCGGCCUGCUCCCCAGUAAGGGAAAGACGCCUGGAGCAUCAGUUGGAGCCUGGAGACACCUUGGCUGGACUAGCACUCAAAUACGGGGUGACGAUGGAACAGAUUAAGCGUGCAAACCGCCUUUAUACUAAUGACUCCAUCUUCCUGAAGAAGACCCUCUACAUCCCUGUCCUGACAGAGCCCAGAGACUUGUUCAGUGUCUUGGAUUUUGAGGAAGAGAAAGACAGAGAGGAAGAGAUACACCCAACUAAGAAUGAAGUUUUGCCACACUCAGCUGAGAGGAAGAAACAAGAGACAGGUUUAGGACAUGCCAAUAGCAAAGUCCUCCCUGUACCUGGCCAAGAAUCCCCCACACCCAUCCAUGACCUCUCUGCCUCUGACUUCCUUAAGAAGCUUGAUUCACAGAUCAGCCUGUCAAAGAGGGCUGCUGCUCAGAAGCUGAAAAAGGGAGAAAGUGGGAUACCUGGGGAGGAUGCAGGGCCCCACCUGAGCUCCCCUCGGACGCAGCAACGAGCAGUCCUGGGUCCUGUACCGUUGACCCGUACCUCUCGGACCCAGACACUACGAGACCAGGAGGAUGAAAUCUUUAAACUCUGAUGUCCCCAGAACUGAUUGAGAGAAGUAAGAUGUUGAAGGAACAACUUGAGGAGGAGCCUGAGGUUAGGCUCAAGAGCAUGGCUUCCCAGGCUACCUCCCUCCACUCUGGCCAUCUUCCCCAGCUCCUUCUCUGCUAAGAAUUCCUUGGCCUGGGGUAGUUUUAUUGGCAAGAGUAGGGGAUGGGGAUUGGACUCCUUUCCAGUUCUUGGGCUGAACCUGGAGUUGUCGUUUAGAUUCAAAAGGCUCUUUUUUCAUCCAUGCUGCCUUUCCUAUCCCUCUCACCAUUCCCCGGCCUUAAAGCAGGGAAGCAGAGACUCCCUCUCAACUUAAUCCUCAUCUCCAAGUAUGUUAUCUAAUUUAUUUGGUGCUAUAUUGACUGAUAUUUAUUCACUGUAUCCUAUUCCUUCUCACUCUUAGCUGAAAAAUGGGAUUUCGAUAGCUCCGGAAUGCGGGAGCCCAGGAAGAGUGAGCGAGUACCUGCUGCUCCUCACUUUCCCCCUCUUUAGCCACGGAUGUUACUGAGGAUGGGGCAACCAGUGAUCUGCUCCCAUCACAGAGACCGGCAGACAGUGCCAGGCCUUUUCCUCAGUCAUAAAGUAAAGAAUUCAAGUUUAAUCUUGACUAACUCCCUGUGACUUUCCCACAACUCUAGCUCUGAGAAAAGUAGCACUGUAGGGAUCUGAACUCUCCAGCAGUUCACCCUUCUAACCUGUUCCUCUGCUCAGCCUAUGAGGGGCUAAGGGAUGGAAGGAUUUCCUUGGAGCUUGAAGAGGACCGUUAGGGGGAUCUCUUUGUUAUACUUUCUCCCCACCAGAGCCUGUCUGCCAAUGCCUUGCCCCUCACUGUGUAUUUAUUUGCACUUUGUAGCACUGGUCUGUGGUACAGUUUUUUUUUUGUUGUUUGUUUCUUAAACAGAAGUAGGCAAGGGGACCUCAGUGAUACUGGAAAUAUGCCUCAGUCUCCUGUAUGGAAGUGGUGAGAGGUGAGAUGAGUGGUGUUUAGAU
Molecule: messenger RNA, 2245 nt
Organism: Otolemur garnettii (small-eared galago)
Lineage: Eukaryota; Metazoa; Chordata; Mammalia; Primates; Galagidae
Gene: LYSMD1
Product: LysM domain containing 1
Exons: 3
Coding region: 558-1241 (227 amino acids)
Source: RefSeq, a predicted model, not a curated record